GGUCUGUCGGAGCUUGGCUGUUCUCGACCCGCGGCGAGGCUGGCGCACCGCAGCCAUGACAGAGGCUGAUGUGAACCCGAAGGCCUAUCCCCUCGCAGAUGCCCACCUCACCAAGAAGCUGCUGGACCUUGUUCAGCAGUCGUGCAACUACAAGCAGCUUCGGAAAGGAGCCAAUGAAGCCACCAAAACCCUCAACAGAGGCAUCUCUGAGUUCAUCGUGAUGGCAGCAGACGCUGAGCCCUUGGAGAUCAUCCUGCACCUCCCACUGCUGUGUGAAGACAAGAAUGUCCCCUAUGUAUUUGUGCGCUCCAAGAAGGCUCUAGGGCGGGCCUGUGGGGUCUCCAGACCUGUCAUCGCCUGUUCUGUUACCAUCAAAGAAGGCUCUCAGCUGAAGCAGCAGAUCCAGUCCAUCCAGCAGUCUAUUGAAAGGCUCCUGGUGUAGGCCUGUGGCUCUGCCCUUCCUGUCUGCUCCCACCCUACUCUGUAUCAUACCGUCUGUUAGCAUGUAGUGUUUUCAGCCAGUUUCUAUUAUAAAUAUUGUACU
Molecule: messenger RNA, 544 nt
Organism: Microtus oregoni (creeping vole)
Lineage: Eukaryota; Metazoa; Chordata; Mammalia; Rodentia; Cricetidae
Product: NHP2-like protein 1
Exons: 1
Coding region: 56-442 (128 amino acids)
Biological process (GO): mRNA splicing, via spliceosome; ribosome biogenesis; maturation of SSU-rRNA
Cellular component (GO): box C/D methylation guide snoRNP complex; U4/U6 x U5 tri-snRNP complex; small-subunit processome
Molecular function (GO): RNA binding
Source: RefSeq, a predicted model, not a curated record